UUAAGACCCACACGAAAGCAACCCGCGAAGUGCGAAGUAAGUGUCUACUUGUAAUUGUUAUUUGUAAUUAUCCUUGCAUUAUUGCUUUUACUAUCAAAUAUACGGUUUCUCACUCACAAACAUAUAUAUGUCAUAAAUGUUACGGCUUUGAUUGACUUUAACGUUUGCUCCUUAUCUGCUAAUGUUCUGAAAGGUAACCUGAAUUACUGUUAAUAUCAGCCCCAAAUGGUCAGUCCGAAGUGAUUUUUCUGAACCUUUGUCGCUCUCAUCACCAACAUAAGAACUGUUCUACGUGUGGUUUAAGUGUGCUGCAGCAUGGGGGUUGAUGACAAUGAGCCUGGUGACCCUACGAAAUAUAUAGUUGGGGAUAAACAAAAUGAAUGUAGCGAUAGCAAAAUUUCAACACCUCCUUGUCAACCUUCAGAUGAAAUACAACCAUCACAUAGUUACAAUGAUGUAUCUUCAGCAUGUUGUGUCUUCUGUGGAAUAAGUGAACAUUUAAAUCUCGGGCAAGGUGAACUGAUUCGGUUCCAUACAAAGCUUGAAUACUCCGAACCUCCUGCAUGGUACAAAGAUCAUGUUAGCAAAGUAAAGCUGAGGCAAGAAAGGUGUACUAAUAUUUUGGUGACAAAUCGUUUGACACAUACAAAUCGGCGAAAUCAACAUAGUAGAGUGGUUAUAGCCACCUGCUCAACUCUACCUACUGACUCAAACGCCUGUAAAGUGGGUCCCCACUUAUCUCUUGAUGGGAGUCAACGAGGCCAGAACAAAAAUUCUUUCGGUUAUGACUGUAAACCUUGGCUUUCGGGAAUGCCCACGCCAUUUUUUGACUGUUACGGUCGACCAUUUGGUCUAGUGGAAGAGUUGAAUUAUGUUGGCUGGCCUGCUGCUGUAACUGGUAGUGAAUGUCUACAGCUUAGUAAUUUGAUUGUCAAGUGUACCCCUCGUGAAGGUGAAGAAGGUGGUUGGAUUUAUGCACACCAUUGUUGUGCAUCAUGGUCGAACGGUGUCCAUUUCAACGAACAGAUGGUUCUUGAAGGUGUCGAGGAUGCAGCAAAUAUUGCAUUGUCCCAGAGUUGUUCACUUUGUCUCCGGAAUGGAGCAAGUAUAUCUUGUCGUGUUAGUGGAUGCAACUCAGUCUUUCAUUUCUUAUGUGCAGCAGGAGCUGGUUGUCUGCAGGAUAUUGAAACGUUAGAGUUACUAUGUCCAGUACAUAUUUCAGAAUCUGCCACGUCGAACUGUGCUUCAGUGCAAUGUAUUCUGUGCGAGUCCCUGGGUGAUUUGACCGAACUUUUAUUUUGUACUAGUUGUGGUAGCCAUUAUCACGCUUCCUGCUUAGAACCACCUCUUCAGCCAAGCCCUACAAUUCGCAUUGGAUGGCAAUGUGCGGAGUGUAAGACCUGUUUGAUAUGCAAUGAAAGUAAAGAUGAAAACAAAAUGUUGGUGUGUGACAUAUGUGACAAGGGUUACCAUACUUAUUGUUUAAAGCCUCCUGUUUCAAGUAUUCCUAAGAAUGGAUUCCGAUGUGAACGAUGUCGUGUUUGCUCUGAUUGUGGAGGUGGGCGUGUUUCUGCUACAAGUGGACUAGAAGGACCUGUACCCUUCAACAAUGAAUUGAAUCCAAAUAUCCGUUGGCACAUCAACUAUACCUUAUGUGACCGUUGUUUUCAUACGCAUAAACGCCCCAAUUCAUGUUGUCCGGUAUGCGAAAGGGCUUGGCGGUGCUCAUUACCCUUACCUGAAAAUUCUAUUGGAAAUUCUAAUAGUACUUUCCUAGUUUGGCCUGGAAAAAAAUGUGUUCAGUGUUCUCGUAUGGUUCAUGCAGAGUGUGAUCCGUCUUCUAAUCAGACUACAGUUUCACCGUUAUCUGCUACUAGUGAAGAGACAAAUGGAACUUGUGGGUUGAAUUAUGUCUGUCCUGUUUGUCGGGCUCGUGGAUCAACGACACCAAGCGAGGUUGCUUCAACUACCGCAUCUUUCCGAGCGAGUCCAGUUCCCGGAGGCGGUAACAGCAGUAACAGUUGUGGGGACAUGAUUGAUGAUGCUUUCGCACAAGGCGGCAGAGAAUUAUUAGAUGAUAAUGCUCGUCAAUGUGUUUCGUCAGGUUCUCUUUGUCCUGGAGCUAAUGGAAGUACAUGGGUGAAUACACCGUCUAGUUCAACAUCGAAUUCAACAACUCCAAACACUGAACCAGGGAAACAACAGAUACAGUUAACUAAUCAAGAUUUUCCAGGAUCUCCACGAAUUCAUUCUAAAGUGACUUCUAAUAACAGUAAACAAUCUGUAACAAGUUCUACAACUAGUCGGUCCACAUUAGAUCAAUCUUCUAGUAGUAGUAAUAGUACUGGACGUAGACGAGGAAGUAAUCAAGCUAACGACUCCAAUUCAACUAAAACAAAUUCAGCAACUCGGUCGAACAGUACCAAUGCUCAAACACCUACAACGACUACAAAAACUGGUGCAUUGAAAAGGACGAACACAUCAGCAACUUCAAAUAGUGUUAACAGAUCCAGGCGUACAAAAACUCGGAAAAUGACAACGUAUGAAUCAAAAACACCUGACGAGAAAGAUGAUCAUCCUAGUACUGUAGUUUUUUGUCGCUCCGAUGAUAAAUUCAUGCUGGAACAGGAUAUUUGUAUUGCGUGCGGAUCAAUUGGUUUGGAUACUCCACUUCUGGCUUGUUCACAGUGUGGUCAAUGCUAUCAUUCCUUCUGCGCAGAUGUCCCUAAAAUAACUCGAACUAUGAUUGAAAGAGGUUGGCGAUGUUUAGAUUGUACAGUAUGUGAAGGUUGUGGGGGAACUUCAAACGAAAGCCUUUUACUCUUGUGCGAUGAUUGUGAUAUCAGUUUUCAUACUUAUUGCUUGGAUCCUCCAUUAAAAGAAGUACCAAAAGGUGGUUGGAAAUGUGCCGAUUGUGUUGUGUGUACUAACUGUGGUCAACGGGAUCCAGGUGUAAAUGGAAAAUGGCAUGCUAAUUAUUCAAUAUGUGCACCAUGCGCAUCACUUACUACUUGUCCUGUUUGUAAUCUAGCCUAUCGUGAAGAAGAAUUACUCAUUCGAUGUGCUUUAUGUACUCGAUGGGCUCAUGCUAACUGUGAUCAGUUGCGUACUGAAGAUGAAUUAGAAUUAGCUACGGAUUUAGGCUACAAUUGUCUUCUUUGUCGUGAUUUGGGUGCUGAAAUAGGAGCAGGACAUGCUCAGGUAUUGGCUUAUAGACAGGCGGCUAAUGGUAAUCUUAGUGCUUUAGAAAACUUAAAGUUUGGUGAAAUUACUGAAAAUCUGUUCACUGAUAAACUACCUUCACUGUUUCCAUAUUCUGCUUAUAUGGCUGGUUUAACACGUUCACAAGCAGAUGAAGACAAUAGCUUAAAUGAUACUCGUCAAUUUUUCAUGGAUGGUGUUGUUCUCAGUGAAAGUGGGUUAAAUACCAUUAAACAAGCUUUACUGAAAAGUCAACCUAAACGACAUUCAAAUCAAAGACGUCUUUCCGACCAACAGAAUCAGUUGAACACUGAUAAUGGAUCUUGUUCUUUAGGCGAUAGUACACCUGUUGAAUUAACUCCUUGUGCACCGCAUGGACAGUUUGACGAAGAUGCUUCUUUACAUUCUGGAGUUGAUGCUGAAAACGACUUAUCGAAUUAUCCGGAUUGGAAGUCACCUAGUUUACAAUCAGAAGAGGAUGGCAAUAGUUCAGUUCAAGAUAGUACACGUACAUCGAUGUGUAUCAGUCGUACCAGUUCGUCUGGUUCUGUAUCAGCAAACGGUAAAAUUACAACAAACAAUUCGAAAAAUAGUCGAUAUUUGAAAAAUUUGGGUAUUGGCGGAUUUCGAGCAAAACCAAGUCGUGCACAGCAAGCGAAAAAACUUCAACUCGCGGCAUCAUCUGAUCCUUUUGUUGGCCCACCAGCGUCAGAUAAUAAACGUCGACGCCAAAACAAAAAGAAAUCUCAGUUGGAAGAUAGUUAUCCUGACUAUUUAAUGAAAGCUUUCUAUGGUGCUAGCCUACUUCUAGUCAAAAGAAAACCACUAAGAAAAAAGAGAAAUCGUCUUCGUCCAGGUGGAUCCGAUUCCGUUGUUGGAGCCAAGCAAUAUAAAGGGGGAUUUUCUCCUUCAUUUCGUCCUUCAAAACAGACAAAAAGCGGUGUAAAUGUAAAGAAAAGUAAUGCUGCCCGCCUUGGGAAUCGAACUAAGUCGGAAGACUCGGGUCUCGAUACAGAAUGGAUAGAAUCAGGAUCGAAAGAUGGAGAAUUUGACAAUGCCACCGAAGAACUUGAUGAGGAAGACGACAUCGAUGACGGGGAUGAAGAAUAUGAUGAAGAUGAUGAUGUGGAUGGCGAUUUAUGUGAUUUCGAUGAACUGAAAGACAUUGAAGAUGAAAUGGACAAUGAAGCUUUGGAUCUGGAGGAGGAUGAAGACUUAUCAGCUACACUGAACUCUGCUACUCACCAGUUAACUGAAAGAGUUUCUGAAAUAAAAAUGGCUGAAAGUUCAGCAGAUUCAGAUAUAAUAAAAACACGAUCGGACACCACACUAGCGGAUAGUUUGGAUACUAAUGUGUCUCGAGAGUCUUUUGCGUUGAACUACACUAGUAGUAGUAGUCAAGCUCCAUCUACCAAACCUCAGCCUUCGGUUAAUUCCACUGUUCGUGAUAACUACCAGAUAUCUUCAACGAGUGCUGGUCACCUAAGUCCGAAAUCACAAAACUUGGUUACUCCACUCGAUCCUUCCACUGAACUUGGGUCUAAUCAGUCAAGUCGUACUCCAGGUGUGCUGCACUGUUCGGAUAAGGAACUUGAACAACAUGUUAACUUGUCAUCUACCCAUUUACCUCAGGAGCAAUCAUCUGAUUUAUCUGUAACUACCAGCGUAGCAGGACCAAGUGUGAAUUCGAUUCCACAAGCUGCCACUCCAGCAGGCUUAAAUGAAGCUGCUGAUCUUAUGUUCAUGGAUGAUUAUUUGUUUGGAUUUGGAGACUUGGCUUCUACAGAAGAAACUGAUUUAAAUGAUAUUACACCACAACAAGUGUCUACAGAUCAUGUUGUAACAAAUCAACUUCAAAAUCCUAAUCAUUUACCAGUGGGGCAACCAUCGAAGAAUUCAUUGAAACCGUCAGCCUCAACUGAUGAAAGCCCUGUUCAUGUAUCAUUUAUUCACUCUCAGAAUAAUAAUCAGCAUUCUCAACCAAUGGAAAGUUUUCCAAACUCUGAAAAAGUUGUCUAUCAGUCUGAAGUUGCAGAGUCUGUAAGAAUAAAAGAGCCUACUAAUUCGGAAGGAGGAACGUGUUUAAAGCAAUUUGUUGCUCAACAAGAUUUAAUAAAUCCACCGUUUGAUAAUCACAGUCAACAGCAGCAUCACCAUACCUCUGUCAAUAAAUCUCUCUAUGAGAAGGCAGAAUAUAAUUAUCCAUCUUCUGUCUAUUCUCAAGUCAUGGAAGAUCAACAUCCAAGUAAUGUUCAGCGUAAUUUAAUUACAGAAACACCGCAGUCACAUCUGCUUAGUCAAGAGCAACAGGUUCGUAAAACGGCAUCUCAUAUAAUUAACGAUCCUCCUGAUGCUUCAUUGGAUCAGUUGGCUAAUUCUACUGAUGUAUACCACCCUAAUAGUGCAGUUAUGGGUUCAUAUAAUUUAUCUUCCCGGGAAACACCCAGUAACCAUGAUCCUGUUCCCUCAAGAAAUGUCCCUGUACCUCAUCCUCGUCAUUGUGUUAAUACUCUAACAGGUAAUCUACCUGAAUUAUCUGUUAGUGACAUUGAAACACAGCUUGGACCCUCUACAGGUUUUGAGCUUAGUGAACCGACUCUAGCUGAUGAUAGUCCAAAAUCAAUAAUACAAAAUACUGUUUUCAAUAAUGAUUUGAGUACAACACCUCCACCGUCUGAGAUGUCUGUUCAACGUAUACCACAACAACGCCAAAAUAUAAUCCAUUCAAAUCCUGAUCCAAUUAGACAACCGUAUUCUCAUCGGCCGGUGGUAGAACAAUGUUUAGAAUAUCAAUCAAGCAAUCAACCAGUCAAUAUUCAACAACAUCAAAUAUCUCGUUCUUCUCUUGUUACAGUUCCUAUUCCUCAGAAUCAGGUUCGACCGAUGCAACAGCAGCAGCAACAACAACAUGUUGAUUCCCAAGGUGGUCGAGUACAAAUUCGAGGUUCACAACCAUCCUACUUCUAUGCUCAUGUUGUUCCCGUUCCUGGACGUGUGUUGACUCAGUCUCAAAAGCAACAACCAGCACCACCACCACCACCAUCAGCACCACCGCACCAACAAAUUCAACGUCAGUCUAAUUCACCUAUAGUUUUACAAAGUCCAAUUCCUCAACCAGGCCCACAACAACAACAGCAACAUCAGCAACAGCAACAACAACAUCUUUCAGUGGUUGGUGGACAUGGAAAAUUCAUCUCUCAACCUUUACAACCUAAAUCACCUAACACAAUGACUCCUCCACCUCCACCACCAUAUCCUUCUCAAGUGAUAAGACCUGGAAUGUGGCAACAACAGCAGCAACAACAACAGUCUCAUUCACGUUUGAUUUCUACAUCCAAUCAAGGUGCUAUUAUGCUUUCUCCUACUGGACAGUGUCUAGUUCCACAAGCAUCGAAUUCAACCCAACUACUUAUGUCAUCGCCACAAUCCAAUGUUACUAUGGAUACUCAACAUAUUAUUCCAGUGUGUUGUCAACAAAACACUCCAGUUGAAUAUAUACAACGUUCGUGUGUAUCACAUCCUGUGCAUGGUUCCAGUGGACUUCAGCGUACCCCUCCAACACAACAGCAAAUGAUUGUACAUGGACAGAAUACAUUACACAACAAUCAACCUGUACAUGUUUAUCAAACUGAGCAUAUCACUUCACCUAAUUCUCGACAAUUUACAAAUCAUCCGAAUUCAUUAUCUCCGCAUGCUACUACAUCUGGUGUUCUACGCUUUAACAGUGGUUCUGAAGAAGUUAUCUUAAGAUGUUCUACUGAAUUACAGAGUCCUUGUAAUAUGCCUAAUCCUAACUUAAUGAGGUCACCCACCAUUGAUGGGAACACUCAUCAUGUUUUAAAUCGUUCAAAUCAACAAAACAUUCUGCCCUGUACAGUGUCGAACAAUUCACAAGUAUGUCUGUCUAGUUCGAAUUCUAAUACCUCGGGUUCGGCUAGUAGACGAAUUAAUUAUCAUAAAUGGGAAGAAGAUGAACGUUUAGGUGGUCAGUCGACUAUUGCUCCAGUAUUGCACGCAAAUAUAUCACAUCCUACAUUACGCGGUCAAUAUCCAGAAUUUACUGUUCGUGCUAAAGAAAUAAGUAAACUCUGGCGUCGACUUUCUAGUGAAGAACGUGGAACUUGGGUGAUACAAGCUCGUAACAAUCGAACAACAUUACGUUCAAAUCAAACUCAUAUUCCUACAACUAUGGCUUCAGGAGGGACAGUUAACACAAUAUCACCUACACAACCAUACUGUCAAUCUAAUACAUUGGCAGAUCAAACGGUCUCUUUGCAGUCUGGAUCAGAUUUGUCUUAUAGCUUAGAAUCUCCUUCAACUUACAAUCAUCCUCAAAAUCGUACACCUCAUCAUAUGCAGUCUGAACACCAAGGGGUUGCACAUUCUCCACAACAGAAUCUUCUUCAUCAUCAUCACCCUCAUCACCAUCAACAACACCAGCAACAGUUGCCGAGUCAAUCAUCUCAGCAACAACUACAGAGUCAACAACAACAGCAUGUUAUUCAGACGAAAGAAUUGCAUAGUUCACUAACUACUGAAUCUUCAAAUGGUAGCUAUAUUCAGGAACGUAAUAUACCAUCUCAUACACCUUCAACUUCUAGCAUUGUCGAUCCCACUGUUCCUUAUCAUCCUUCCAUGUGCAAUCAAACUUUAACCAAGGCACCUUCAAAUCAGAGUUUGUCGUUCUCCAAUAGUGACCUGAAUACAUCUGGUGGUAGUAUACCAGCUCACCAAAACUCCCAACAAGUGCCAGGAUUAGCAACUCAGUCUCCUGGAUCUUCAUAUUUGGCGUCACCGGUUAACUCUAGACCUCCAUCUCGUCAUCAGACUUCGUUACCGCCACCUCCUCCGAUCUGGCCUCCAUCUGGAAAUGUGAAUUCAGCGAACACUGGUUCUGCUGGCGUAAAUUCACCUAGUAAUUUAAAACAGCCAACUCCACCACCUGCUUGUUCUUCAGUGUCUCCUGCACCAAUAAGAUCCCCUGCAUCAAUACAUGCUCCAACUCCAACUUCUUUUCAUGCUCCGCAUCCAUAUCCACCUCAUGGUACAAGUUCAUUAACAAGUCCAGCACAGUCACCUGUUCCUCCUCAAUCUCCUUCAAAUAUUAACCAGUUGAUGAGGAAUAACAACACGGGGACUGUUACACCUAUGCCAUCACCACAUCUUUCGCCUGUGUCUCAGUCUCAUCAUACGAAUUUGCCUAGCAGCCAUCACAUUUCAUCUCAGUCUUCGGUCCCUUCAGAAAGUCCAGGCGGUCGACAACAGGUACAUUCGUUUGCUGCUUCGCAUCCUGCUACUCCAGGUACACCUAACAGUCAGCAGUGUGCUCCAGGAAACACAUUUUCAGCCCCUGCUACUCCUGGAACAGGAUCAUCCCCUGGUAAUGUUGGUGUACUAUGUCAUUCUGUUCCAACAAAUCCAGGUAAUGUUUUUGUUGCCGGUAGUAGUUCAGGAAUACAUAAUGGUAGAAUGCCUUUAGAGGAUGCUUCACAGACUGUUCCUCCAUCAAAUAUCCUUUCCCAGUCUUCAAACACUGAACAUAUAUCGUCUUCAGUAGCAGUGAUUGUUGAUCAAGGCUCAUCAUUAAAUUCCUAUUCUGGUUCUCAUCCACAGUCUCAUGCACAGCAAAGCAAUUAUUCUGGUACAGAUUUGGAACGCCAGCGUCUUAAAGAAAUUUUAGCUAAGCAAGUACAUCAACGUCAAGUUCAACAUCAACACAAUCAGCAGCUUAUGCAACAACAACAACAACAUCAGCAGCAACAACAACAGCAUCACCAUCAACAGCAGCAACAACAACUCCAUCUUAUUCAACAGGAGCAGGAACAUGUAAUGCCUCGUCACCCUCAUGCUCAAUCCAAUGUGGGACCGCAAAGCGGUUCAUGUUCAGGACUUGUUUACUCAUCUUUUAAUCAGUCUAGUAACGUUGUUCACCAACAACUUAAUGAAUCACACGGGCAGUCAUAUAAUAACUAUAUUAGUAAUCCUGUAUGGCAACAGCAUCCUGCUGCAGUCCAUGAUCCGUAUCAUUCCAUAUCACCACAAAGUCAAACUCACCAUCACCACCAACAGCAACAGCAGCAACAACCAAUGAGACAUGGUUAUUUUGCACAACAGGUUCCUGCACAGCAUCCAACAAUGUAUUAUCAACAAUCUCAAAAUAGACCAGCGCCUAUCUCACCUGGUGGGUCAAGAGUCUUGACGUCGGUUACCCCUGGUGCUUCUUCAAUGAACCAACCAGUUUCUGGUCAGUACGUCUCGGCUACUAAUCCAUCUGUUCAAAGUGAUUAUGUUGGUGCUCAAAGUACUCCUAUACCUAAGGCAUCAAGAAUGCCGUACACAGAUAUGUCUGAGAUGGGAAAUCCACAUCAAGUGCUCGGUGAACCUGCUGCACCCAAUUAUGGAAUGAAUAACCAAAAUAUGAUGGGUACCAGCCGCAGUAAUCAACAGGUAAUGCACCCCAAUCCUAUGCAGGUUUAUCGUAGCAAUACUUCUCAGCGGAAUGAUCAUCCUACACCAGUGAAUCCUUAUCGUCAUACGGAUAUUAUUACUUCAUCUUCUCUGGGAUCAAUAGAUAAUUCAAUGAUUUCAGACAUACCUCGGACACCAUCUGUUGCUGGUCUUGAAGAAAUUGGAUUUGAGCCGCCUAUAAUAGUCAGCCGUCUUGCAGCUAAAGAAAAACGAUACGCUCCAGCUACCAGUAUGAAUUUACUUACAACGUCUACCUAUCAAAAUGAUCAAAUCGUUGAUCAACAACGUUUUGACAACGCUGGCAAUUCAAGUGCUACUCCACUUGGUGGAAGUAGUAGUAGUGAUACUACAAAUUUUCUAUAUAGAACAAAUUCUGAAGCCGCAUCAAGAACACAAUCGAACCCAUUAAACACAUCUCCAACCACUUGUAUAUCAAGCACUCCAGUAUCCGUUUCAUCUAGCCUGGAUACUAUUACUGCGACUACAACUCAUUUGGAUGAAGUAAUAGCUCAUGUUGUAUCUGAUGCUGCAGCUUAUGCUGAUAAUUCUAAACAUACUGUAACCGAAAUUCACCCUUCUUCGUUGUCGUCUUCUUCUUCUAAUAAUAAUAAUACUUCUCAAUGUUUUGGCUCUUUGCCGCAUUCUUCAGCACCUGCUCAUUAUAAUACUACUUCAUCGAAUAUUGUGUGGUCUAAUUCUAAUCGUUAUAUCAUCAAUACUGGAACAACAACUGCACCAUUUCGUACUCCUUAUUCUGAUAGUCAACAAUUUUCUAGUGUAUCAAAAUCAUCCUAUUUUGAAAAUGUGCCUAUAUCUUCUUUAUCAAGUAGCUGUUCAAUUGACAAUAAUAAUAAUAAUAAUAACUCUACACAAUUAAUGCCAUGUCUGCCUUCUUCACAAUCAUUGAGUUUAUCUGAAUCACAAAUGCAAUUACAUCAUGGCGAACAUCAACAUCAUCAUCAUCAAUAUUAACCAACAGACAGCCACAGUUUCACAACAAUUUCACUUCUACUUUUUUUUCUCAUGAAGUAUAAUUUGAAUCUCGAACACACAUACUAUCACACAAUGUUCAAUAAUUUUAGCAAGGAAUAAAUUUGUCCAAUUUCAAAAAAACUGUUGAUCUACGUAAACUGUAAUGUAACGUAUUCGUUAGUGAUGCAUCGUAUUCUGUCAAUUAUCCUGUGAAUCCACGGAUGCAUUAGUUAACACGCACACACACAUACGCAUACACAAGGAUGUUUGUUUGUGAGUGGUAAUACUAUUAUUGCUGAUGUGUACCUUAAAAAACUCGUCAUUUGUGACUGUCGUUUGACUUGACCCUUACUCCAUCAAGAAAAAAAAUCAUAGCCUGUUGCCUUUUUCAUCAAUCAUCCAUUAUUGAUAAAAUACUUCAACAAUACCCAAUACCAACUCCUGUUCUCCCUGGCUUUAUUGCUCAAAUGAUAACUUCCUACAUAGUUUUAUAAUUAAUAACAUUCUUUUUGUGUUUUUUUGAGUGGAUAUACAAGGCAAGCAUAUAUAUUCUUUGCAUAUUUUUUAUUUGUUCCCUGCAUACACACACACACACACACGCAAACAUCUUUAUUUCUUCAAUAUAACUUUUAACUUUUGAUUGUUAUCAUGUCAACUGGGGUUUAUCGUUAAACAGUUUAAUAUUUCGCCUACAGCUAACUAAAAUACACCUUCCUUCACACACAUUCACACACCCACACACACACGCAAGCAUACUUAUUUGCACAUUGAUUAAAAAUUUCUUUUGUUCAUUUGUUUUCAUUUAAUAUUUUUCCGUUUAUUUGUCUGUUUGUUUGUUUAUUUAUUUAUUAGCUGAAUUAAAUAAACGUGGUGUUCUACUGUUUUCAUGCGAAUUCCUACAAGAAGGGAAUUCAUUUAGGUAUUUGUGCAUAUAUAUAUAGUGCAUAAUUGUUUGUAC
This is a messenger RNA of Trichobilharzia regenti, 11599 nucleotides long. The record is from the annotation of a GenBank genome assembly. NCBI's taxonomy places the organism in Eukaryota, Metazoa, Platyhelminthes, Trematoda, Strigeidida, Schistosomatidae.